Messenger RNA from Momordica charantia (bitter melon), 2607 nucleotides. RefSeq lists its product as uncharacterized. The record is from RefSeq and is a predicted model, not a curated record. NCBI's taxonomy places the organism in Eukaryota, Viridiplantae, Streptophyta, Magnoliopsida, Cucurbitales, Cucurbitaceae.
AAAAAGAAGAGUUGAAAGUAGCUUGAAAUUUGUAGAAAGGCAAUUACUCUAGAAACGUGGUAGACUUUACAUUUGUCAAAAAACUCAAUUGUCUCUUCAUCCUUUGUUCUUCUAAAAGCUUAGGAAAAGCCAACACAAAUAAUCAACCAGCUUGACGAAUACGACACGUCGUUCAAUGAAAGUUUUAAUAAAUAAGAGGUGGAAAAUUGACCAUUCCUUGUUUUUUUUUUUUUUUUCUCUCCUCUGAUAUUUUCCAAAGUCCCUCCCCUAAUCUGAAUUCCCAAUUUCAGACUGAUAUUUGAGAAAGAAGAAGAAAAUUAUUGAGCCCACCAUGAAAGAGCCAUCCAUCCACCCACAAGCUUUCAAAUUUGCCAUUUUCUGUUUGUUAGCUUGCUUCUGGAGAAGAUCCCAUCUUCUUCUGUAUCUAUUUCGAGAACAACUGCAACUGCAGCCACGAAUCCAACGAUUUUUUGCUUGUUUCACAAAGACCAAAAACUUGUCUGGUUUGAAUUUUGAUCUUUCACAUUAAUGUGGGAUCUAAUUUGGUCUCCAUCAUAAGGUGGUUGAGACAAUUCAAUUGGUGACCAAAAAGUUUGCUUCUUAUCAAUGUUCCAAACAGAUCAAACUUCAGAACAUGCAGUCUCCUUGUAUUAGAGAGGCCUCACAGGCAUGCCUUCAGGGCUGCUGUCGUCCUCCGUUUCUCGGUCUUCUCGAUUCUUCUCAGCCUGCAUUUUGCAGGUCUUCUGCUGCCACAACUCCUGCAUAUGUUUUUCUUGUAGCAACAGAGACGUCUCUUCACCCAAAUGCUCGAUUCUGCAACCAUGAAUCUAUUCCUUCUCUAAAGGAUGCGUUUACCUACUUCAUUAGAGCAUAUCCUUUGUACUCCGAGACACAGCAGAUCGAUCAAAUCAGAGCAGACGAAUAUAAUCAUCUUGCUCUCGCCAAACAUGUCUGUCUCGAUUACAAUGGCCACUGUCUCUUUUCCUAUGCUCAACAGCAGAGUCCAACUACUUCUUCUUAUUCUCCAUCAGGUUCCCCUUCUCAGUUUCUGCGUUGCCCGGGAUCGCCAUUCUUCAACAUCUCCCACAGAUCAGUGAAACCAAAUCUCCAGGUGGGACAGGGUGGCCGAGAAUCAGAAUUUGAGUCCAGAAUCAGGAGCAGAAUCAUGAAGUUUAUGAACUUAUCAGAAGAUGAUUAUGCUAUGGUGUUCACAGCCAAUCAAUCGUCAGCCUUCAAACUUCUAGCAGACACUUACCCUUUUCAGCACAACAAAAAUUUGCUCACAGUUUAUGAUCACAAGAGUGAGGCAGUUGAAUUGAUGGUUGAAAGUUCCAAGAAGAAAGGAGCAAAAAUCAGCUCCGCUGAGUUCUUGUGGCCAAAUCUAGCCAUCUCUUCGGGAAAAUUAAGAAGACUAAUCGUCAAUAAGAGAAGGAAGAAGAGGAAGAUGAAGAAAAGAGGGCUAUUCGUUUUCCCUCUUCAGUCGAGAAUAACAGGAACUCCAUAUUCAUAUCAAUGGCUGAACAUAGCUCGAGAAAAUGAGUGGGACGUCUGCCUCGAUACAUGUGCACUUGGACCAAAAGACAUGGAAACUUUAGGCCUCUCUCUCUUCAAGCCAGAAUUUCUAAUUUCUUCUUUCUACAAAGUUUUUGGCGAAAACCCAUCAGGGUUUGGCUGUUUGUUCAUCAAGAAAUCCAAUGUUUCAGUCAUGGAGGAUCUAAUUGCUUCCCCUGCAAAUAUUGGUAUUAUAAGCCUAAUCUCAACAUUACAAUCAGUUCCAUUGCCAGAAGAACCAGAGACCCCAGAAAUCAAAACCGAACGAAUUGAGUCAUCAACUUCACCUGAAAUCGUGGAAGCCUCUGAAAUUGAAGAGGAAGAGCUCUCUUUCACAGGACUCGUCACGCCCUUCGAAUCGGCUCGAUCGACAAACACAGAAAUGGGAAUAAGCAGAAGCCCAAAGCUGCACUGUAGAGGGUUGGACCACGCAGAUUCAGUAGGUUUAAGACUGAUAAGUGUUAGGGCAAGGUACCUGAUCAACUGGCUCACAAAUGCGUUGACGAAUCUUGAGCACCCAAACGCAGAGGAGGGGCAAGCCCUAGUCCGAAUCUACGGCCCGAAAAUCGAAGUUAACCGAGGGCCGGCGGUGGCAUUCAACAUAUUCGACUGGAAAGGGGAAAAAAUCGAUCCAGGGCUGGUGCAGAAGCUGGGGGAUCGGAGCAAUAUUUCGCUGAGCCAUGGGUAUCUGGACCACGUAAGUUUCUGGGACAAGAACGAGGAGGAAAUGGAGGUGAGAAAAGAGAGAGCGGAAGAGGAAGGUGAAAGAAUCGAUAGAAGGGAGAGACGACAUUGUUGGAUAUCGGUGGUGACGGCUGCUCUUGGAUUUUUGACGAAUUUCGAAGACGUUUACAGGCUUUGGGCGUUCGUUUCCAGAUUUUUGGAUGCAGAUUUUGUUGAGAAAGAGCGAUGGAGAUAUAUGGCUCUUAGUCAGAAGACGAUUGAAGUUUAAAAAUAUGUGAAAAUUAAAUGAAACCCCUUUUUUUUCUCCCUUUUAUUUUCACUUUUCAUUUUUGUAUCAAAGACAUUUUUUGGAAUAUUAAGAGAUGCAGAUUC